Molecule: messenger RNA, 1969 nt
Organism: Schistocerca americana (American grasshopper)
Lineage: Eukaryota; Metazoa; Arthropoda; Insecta; Orthoptera; Acrididae
Product: cell division control protein 42 homolog
Exons: 3
Coding region: 8-685 (225 amino acids)
Biological process (GO): small GTPase-mediated signal transduction
Molecular function (GO): GTPase activity; GTP binding
Source: RefSeq, a predicted model, not a curated record
CGAGGCUAUGGCUCCCGCGGGCGACUGCUCCAGCCCGCUGCUGCAGGAGCCGGGCGCGGCCGCGGAAGCGGGCGACCGGCACGCCAUCAAGUGUGUGCUCGUGGGCGACGGCGCCGUGGGCAAGACCGCGCUCGUCGUCAGCUACUCCACCAACGGCUUCCCCAGCCGAUACGUGCCCACCGCCUACGACACCUUCACAGUGAUGGUCCGGGUCGACGGGCGGCCGUACAGCGUGCAGCUCUGUGACACAGCGGGCCUGGACGCGUUGGACCCGGUGCGCGCACUGUGCUACCCGGACGCGGACGUCUUCCUGGUGGUGUUCAGCGUGGUGGCGCCGGCGACGCUGCGCUCCGUGGAGCGGCGCUGGGCGCCCGAGGUGCGCCGCUGCUGCCCCGACGCGCCGCUGGUGCUGGUGGGCACGCAGGCCGACCGGCGCCGCGACGCCCGCCUGCUGGCAGAGCUGUCUGCGCGCGGCCAGGCGCCCGUGUCGAGCGCCAGGGCGGCCGAGGCCGUGCGCGCCGUGGGCGCCGCCGUCUACGUCGAGACCUCGGCGCUCACCCAGAGGGACCUCAAGGAGGCCUUCGACCAGGCCAUCGUCUGCGCGCUGCGCCGCCGCGGGCUGCUGCGCCCGCCGCCCCCGCGCCGGAAGAAGCCCUCGGGGCUGUUGUGCUGUUGCCGCCGCUAGCUUCCGAGCCCAGUUCCGUCGCAGCAACGCUACCGGUCCAAUUCCCCAUUCUCAGUCGGUUAUCCGCUGUUGAUGCAACACCGCGAGGAGUCCUACCACAUCAUCUAUAGAUGCUGCCAAUUACGAACUGGCGAUACCACAUCAAGACUAACGCUACUGUGCUACAGACCGAGGAGGUGCUACAGCAGCAUUUCAGUCCUACGUGUCCACAUCUUCAUUCAUCUCUAUCCAUUUACCAGGAACUGACGAUCCAACACCGAGGCAGAAGAGGUACUACAUCUCCUGGUGCUCUGAAGCCUGCCUCCAACGACUCCCUGAAUGACUCGUCAGUCACAGUAUCUCACUGUCUGUGACGCAACUUCGGGACAAAUGGUACUGCACUAGAGAACGAAGAUGUGCUAGGCCCGUCUCCAACAGCCUCGCAACACCACCCUCCCGUUUCUGCAGCCGUCUACUUUCUGGGAACUGGUGGUAUGGCAUUAAUAUGGGGCACCAGUGUGCUGGAGACAUAAGAGGUGCCCUACAUCGGCUAAGACUGCCAAUACUGCAUCUGCUGGCUUUCGAAACAAGUCCAUCAGCUCUUAUAAACAGCAAGUGACAUCCCGGCGAGUUCUACUGUCCUAGAGGAUGAAGAGAUCUACAUCUACGUCCAUACUCCGCAAGCCACCUGACGGUGUAUGGCGGAGGGUACUUUGAGUACCUGUAUCGGUUCUCCCUUCUAUUCCAGUCUCGUAUUCUAAGCUUUUCUCCAACACCGUCUUAACAUCCCAGUUUCUUCAUCCACCUCGACAUCCAUUUACCAGAAACCAACUGUGCAACAUCGAGAGGAGUGUUAGUGGGCUGCGAAGCAAGCAUCCACCAUCUCUCAAAAUCAGUCGUCCAUUUUAUAAUCCAGUAUCAGAUACUCACUGUUUAACUGGUGACGCAACAUCCAGACAACUGCUUCUGUACAAGAGGACGAAGAGAUAAUCGGCCUGUCUCCACCACUUUCUCAAACUUGACUGUCCACGUCUGUUUUCGUCCGCAUAUCAGGAACUGGCGAUGUACCAGCAUGGGUAUCACAGUACUCAAGUCAUAAAACGUACCCUCCGUCGGCUGACUCUGUCUGUCCUACCUCCGCUGGCAUUCAAAACCAAAGUUCUUUUACAAAUAUCGCUAUCAUUUACGCAUUGCCGAGUAACGACAACUGGUGAUAUGGCAUGGAGACAAAAUAUGUGCUAGAGGAUGAAGAGGUGUAAGGAUUCUCUACGCAAACAUCUCAACCCAGUCCGCCCAAUUCUUCAU